Molecule: messenger RNA, 771 nt
Organism: Armigeres subalbatus
Lineage: Eukaryota; Metazoa; Arthropoda; Insecta; Diptera; Culicidae
Exons: 2
Coding region: 1-771 (256 amino acids)
Source: RefSeq, a predicted model, not a curated record
AUGUCGCAUCAAAACACGAUGCUUUCCAACAGGCGACAAUUCCAUCAAACACUUCCUCCACCCUUACAAGCGGGAAUCACUAAUCACGCAACGAGUCUUGUUCCCUGUCUGUUCCUGUUCCCUGAGGCAGCAGCGGGACCCCUGUUCCUGAGCCCUGUUACCUCCCUGAAGAAGGUUCCAGCUGUCUCGUUGAGCCAGGCUGUGAGGCCAGCUUUAGGCUGUCUGAGCUUAGGCAGGCUAGCAGGCUCCCGUUCCACGGGCCCAGCGCGCCUGUCUCAAGCCCUGUCUCAGGCGGGCACACCUGGGCCCCAGCUCACUGCUUUAGCUGGUCCCAGCACCCCACCCCACUGGGCCCCAGCUCACCACCACCACCUGUGCCCACCUCAGGCUGGCCCCAGCAGCUCACUCCCACCCCAGAGCCCUGUUCAGCUUUCCCCACCACCCCACCACCCCCCAGCUCCCACCCCACCAGCUCCUGUGGGCCACUGGGCUCCACCCCACUCCAGCCCCAGCCCCUGUUCCACCCCACCACCCCUGUCUGAUUGUCUGUUCCCACCACCCACUGUUCCCCACCCCACCCCACCAGCUCCCAGCCAGGCUGUUCAUCCUGUUCCUGUUCCCUGUUCACCUCUCCACCCACCCCUGUCUGUUCCACCCCAGUUCUGCACCCCUGUCUCAGCCCCAAAAUCUCCACCCACCUGUUCCUGUUCCUGUCCCCCUGUUCCAUCUCCUGUUCCUCCCAGCUGGCUGUUCCUGUUCUGUUCCAUCUGA